This is a messenger RNA of Fusarium musae, 963 nucleotides long. RefSeq names its product Thiamine thiazole synthase (gene STI35). The transcript is spliced from 2 exons. The record is from RefSeq and is a predicted model, not a curated record. Bases 1 to 963 code for a protein of 320 amino acids. Gene Ontology annotation, biological process: thiamine biosynthetic process. Lineage: Eukaryota; Fungi; Ascomycota; Sordariomycetes; Hypocreales; Nectriaceae.
AUGGCCCCUCCCGCUGCUGUCUCCCCUCCCUCUCGUUCUGCAGAGCUUGCUACAUCUACCAAGCUCCCAGUCAUGAGCAAGAACAUCAACACCAAGACUGUUGAGGAGAUGCUCGGUCAGUGGGAUGACUUCAAGUUUGCUCCCAUCCGUGAGAGCCAGGUCUCCCGCGCCAUGACCCGUCGCUACUUCCAGGACCUUGAUAACUAUGCCGAGUCUGACAUUGUUAUCAUCGGUGCUGGUUCGUGCGGUCUGAGCGCUGCCUACAUCCUUGGCAAGAAGCGUCCCGAUCUCAAGAUCGCCAUCAUCGAGGCUUCUGUUUCUCCUGGUGGUGGUGCUUGGCUUGGUGGACAGCUCUUCUCCGCCAUGAUCAUGCGCAAGCCUGCUGAUGCUUUCCUCCGCGAGGUCGGUGUUCCUUAUGAAGAUGAGGGUAACUACGUUGUUGUCAAGCACGCUGCCCUCUUCACCUCUACCAUCAUGUCCAAGGUUCUUCAGAUGCCCAACAUCAAGCUCUUCAAUGCCACUUGUGUUGAGGAUCUCAUCACCCGACCUUCCGAGGAAGGCAUCCGCAUCGCUGGUGUUGUCACCAACUGGACUCUUGUUUCCAUGCAUCACGAUGACCAGUCUUGCAUGGACCCCAACACUAUCAACGCUCCUUUGAUUAUCUCCACCACCGGCCACGACGGCCCCAUGGGAGCUUUCUGUGUCAAGCGCCUUGUCAGCAUGCAGCGCAUUGAGAAGCUUGGUGGUAUGCGUGGUCUUGACAUGAACCUCGCUGAGGAUGCCAUUGUCAAGGGAACCCGCGAGAUUGUUCCUGGUCUUAUUGUUGGUGGAAUGGAGCUUUCUGAGGUUGACGGUGCCAACCGCAUGGGCCCUACCUUCGGUGCCAUGGCUCUCAGUGGUCUGAAGGCUGCCGAGGAAGCUCUCAAGAUCUUCGACACUCGCAAGAAGCAGAACGAUCUGUAA